AUGUAUAUCGAAAAGUACAUCAGUCCUAGUUUCCAUCUGACGAGCUCUUGCCGUAUGGCCGCCGAAGAUGAGGGCGGAGUUGUCAACAGCCAAUUGCUGGUGCAUGGCUUCAAGAACUUGAGAAUCGCCGAUGCAAGCGUUCUCCCAUCUGCGGCCCCUGCACAGCCCAUGGCCACUGUGUACAUGGUAGCGGAGCGAUGCGCUGACUUCGUGAAGGACACAUGGAGUCAGACUCACGUGGCUUGA
Messenger RNA from Pestalotiopsis fici W106-1, 246 nucleotides. RefSeq lists its product as uncharacterized. The transcript has a single exon. Gene Ontology annotation, molecular function: oxidoreductase activity, acting on CH-OH group of donors; flavin adenine dinucleotide binding. The record is from RefSeq and is a predicted model, not a curated record. The coding region runs from base 1 to 246 and encodes 81 amino acids. Lineage: Eukaryota; Fungi; Ascomycota; Sordariomycetes; Amphisphaeriales; Sporocadaceae.